Knipowitschia caucasica is the source of this 6528-nucleotide messenger RNA. The record is from the annotation of a GenBank genome assembly. Lineage: Eukaryota; Metazoa; Chordata; Actinopteri; Gobiiformes; Gobiidae.
AUGUCCUGGGGCACAGUGCCAACACCAAGGCCAUAUGUGAGCCCCUAUGAGGACCUGCCACCCUCCAGUCCCAUCUGUGGUGACCUGCCCUGGGCUGUCAACAGUCCAAGAGCACUUGGUGACGAGAACAUGCAGAGGACACCGCUGUGCAGAUGUUACUACCACCAGGGAACAAGGCAGCAGGAGGAUACGCGGGUCAGUGACAGCACAAGCAGCUCACCUGGACUGGGGUGCACCGUGGCCCAGUGCGCUGCGGUCGCUCCGCUCAGAACCUGGAGUGCGUUCCUGACUGCGCGCUGCACAGGGAGACUAUCAGAGCGGCGGCGAGGCUCGCACAAGCCCUGCAUCCUGAAUGUUUUCUGUGAAGAUCUUCGUUCCAGCUUAUAUUUUGUCAAUGCAUCUGUGCAAGAGGUAGUGUUCGCCAGCACCACAGGGACGUCGGUGCCCUGUCCCGCCGCAGGUGUGGCCCCUGUCUCACUGCGCUGGUACCUGGCCACCGGUGAGGAGAUCUACGACGUGCCAGGGAUCCGCCAUGUGCACCCCAAUGGCACCCUCCAGAUCUUCCACAUCCCCCCUUCCAGCUUCAGCAAACUCAUCCACGACAACACCUACUAUUGCACAGCGGAGAACCCCUCAGGGAGAAUCAGGAGCCAAGAUGUCCACAUUAAGGCCGUCCUCCGGGAGCCCUACACAGUCCGGGUGGAGGACCAGAAAGCCAUGAGAAACAAUGUGGCGGUCUUCAAGUGCAUUAUCCCCGCCUCAGUGGAGGCCUACAUCACUGUUGUGUCCUGGGAGAAGGACACCAUGUCAAUCAACGCAGAAAUGUCCCGGUUUAUCAUCACAUCCACGGGCGCCCUGUACAUUCAGGACGUGCAGAUGGAGGAUGGCCUCUACAACUACAGGUGUAUGACACGCCAUCGAUACACAGGGGAGACCAGACAGAGCAAUAGUGCCCGCCUCAUUGUCUCAGACCCCACCAACUCAGCGCCGCACAUCCUGGACAGCUUCGAGCGCCGUGAGGUCAUGGCGUCCCACCGGGUGGAGCUGCCCUGCAAAGCCUCAGGGCACCCCACCCCCAAGUACCGCUGGCUGAAGGACAACCGGCCUCUGGAGCCCGACACCCGCUUCAGACAGAGUGUCACGGGGCUGCUGAUAGAGCGCGCCCAGUCCACCGACACCGGGACGUACGUGUGCGAGGUGUGGAACGGCUAUGGCAACGCUGAGGUGGUGGGCCGGCUGCUGGUCAAAGGUAGUGCAGCUUUGAGAAAGCCCCUGGACGUGCAGGUGAGUCCACAGAAGGUGAGAGGAAGUGUGGGCAGCCAGGUGUCCCUGUCCUGCAGAGUGACCGGCUCCGAGGAGUACCAGUUGUCAUGGUACCGAAACGGAGAGCUCAUCUAUCCCAGCAACAGCGUGCACAUGACCGGCCAGUUCAGGGAGAACCUGGUGAUGGCCGGCAUGGCCAAGAGCGAUGGAGGAGCUUACCAGUGCUUUGCAAGACACGGCAAAAUGUCUGCCCAAGAUUUUGUUCAAGUCAUCUUGGAAGAUGGAACCCCUAAGAUUCUAGCCUCAUUCAGCGAGAAAGUCUACAACAUCAAUGAGUUUGUGUCCCUGUCGUGCACUGUGAAGGGGACUCCUGAACCCCGGGUCACAUGGAUGCUGGACGACGAGCCUGUGAUCCGCGACAGCCGCCACCGCAUCUCUCACUACACCAACAGCGAGGGCCACGUGGUCAGCCACCUCAACAUCAGCCAAACUCAGGUCCCAGACGGAGGCGUGUACCGCUGCAUCUGUAACAACUCCGCUGGUACGGUUUCUUACCAGGCGCGAAUAAACGUAAGAGGGCCUGCCAGCAUCAGACCAAUGAAAAAUCUCACUGCCAUUGCUGGUCGGGACAUGUACAUCCACUGCCGGGUCAUUGGAUACCCUUACUAUUCAAUAAAGUGGUACAAGGACUCCAAUCUGCUGCCAUAUAACCACCGCCAACGGGCCUUUGAGAACAACGGCACGCUGAAGCUGUUUGAUGUGCAGAAGGAUGUGGAUGAAGGAGAAUAUACGUGUAACGUGCUGGUGCAACCUCAGCUGUCCACGCACCAGAGCGUCUAUGUGACGGUCAAAGUGCCCCCUACCAUCCAUCCAUUCGAGUUCCCGCGGUUCUCCAUCGGUCAGCGGGUCUUCAUCCCGUGUGUGGUCAUGUCCGGAGACCAGCCCGUCUUCAUCACCUGGCAGAAAGACGGGCGCAUGAUCCCCGCCAGCCUCGGAGUCACCAUCGACAACAUAGACUUCACCAGCUCCCUCCGUAUCUCCAACCUGACCCUCAUGCACAACGGCAACUACACAUGCAUCGCCCGCAACCAGGCCGCCGCCGUGGAGCACCAAAGCCAGCUCAUAGUCCGAGUUCCACCAAAGUUUGUCGUGCAACCGAAAGACCAAGACGGCAUCUACGGGAAAUCGGUGAUAUUGAAUUGCUCUGCUGAAGGAUACCCAGUCCCUACGAUCCAAUGGGAGUAUUCGAAAGGUGCUGGUGUCCCUCAGUUCAAACCCAUCCCUCUGAACCCUGGCUCCCGUAUCGAGGUUCUGAUCAAUGGCUCCCUGCUCAUCAAACAUGUUCUGGAGGAAGACAGCGGCUUCUACCUGUGCAGAGUGAGCAACGACGUGGGCGCAGACGUCAGCAAGUCCAUGUACCUCAACGUCAAAAUCCCCGCCAUGAUCACGUCGUACCCCAACACCACUUUGGCCACUCAGGGCGAGGAGAAGAAGAUGAGCUGCACGGCCCACGGGGAGAAGCCCAUCAUGGUGCGCUGGGAGAAGGAGGAACGCAUCAUCAACCCGGAGACCAGCCGCUACGUGGUGUCCGUCAAAGAGGCCGGCGACGAGGUCAUCUCCACGCUGCAGAUCAUGCCCACUGUAAGAGAGGACUCCGGCUUCUUCUCCUGCCACGCUAUCAACUCGUUUGGGGAAGACAGAGGAAUUAUACAGCUCACAGUGCAAGAACCGCCCGACCCUCCUGAGGUGGAGAUCAGAGAAGUAAAGGACAGAACCAUCGCUCUCCGCUGGACUAUGGGCUUUGACGGCAACAGUCCCAUUACUGGUUUUGAUAUCGAGAGCAAGAACAAAUCAGCCUCCUGGGAUACGGCUCAGAAGACCAAAGAUGUGUCGCCUCAGCUCAACCAGGCCACCAUCAUCGACCUGCACCCCUCCUCCACCUACAACAUCCGCAUGUUCGCAAAAAACCUCAUCGGCAAGAGCGAGGCUAGCAACGAGCUCACCAUCACCACUGACGAAGCAGCCCCGGACGGUCCACCUCAAGAGGUUCAACUUGAAGCCCAGUCCUCUCAAAGCAUCAGAGUGUCAUGGAGGCCUCCAAAGAAGCACUUGCAGAAUGGAGCCAUCAAAGGAUACCAGGUGGGCUACAGGGAGUACAGCUCUGGAGGGAACUACCAGUUCAGUGUGAUCAGUGUGGAGACCACCGGGGACAACGCAGAGAGCCUGGUGCUGGACAAUCUGAAGAAGUUUACCCAGUAUGGAGUGGUGGUCCAGGCCAGCAACAGUGCAGGAACUGGCCCCUCAUCCACUGAGGUGGCAUCCACCACUCUGGAGGACGUCCCUAGCCGUCCUCCGGAGAACGUCCAGGCCAUCGCCACCACUCCAGAGGUCAUCUCUCUGUCCUGGCUGACCCCUCCUAAAGACGCUCUGAACGGGAACCUGCUGGGCUUCAGGGUCAUCUACUGGGCCAAUCUGCCUGACGGAGAGCUGGGGGAGAUCCGCAACGUGACCACCUCCAAACCCUCCCUGGAGCUGGACGGCCUGGAGAAAUACACCAACUACAGCAUCCAGGUGCUGGCCUUCACCCGAGCAGGAGACGGGGUCCGCAGUGAGCAGCUCUUCACCCGCACCAAAGAGGACGUCCCAGGCCCUCCAGCGGGUGUGAAGGCAGCGGCUGCAUCCAAUUCUGUGGUGUUCGUGUCCUGGCUCCCACCGCUCAAAGUGAACGGCAUCAUCAGGAAGUACACGGUGUUCUGCUCCAAUCCGCACCCCACUGUGAGCAGUGAGUUUGAAGCCGCUCCAGAUGUUUUCUUCUACAGAGUCCCCAACCUGAGCAGGAACCGUCAGUACAGCAUCUGGGUGGUGGCCGUCACAGCGGCAGGACGAGGAAACGCCAGUGACAUCAUCACUGUCAAGCCGAUGGCAGAGGCGCCUUCCCGAAUCCUGACCUUCAACAGGACCGUGACCACGCCCUGGAUGCGGGACAUUGUGUUGCCUUGUAAAGCCGUGGGAGAUCCUUCACCAACAAUCAAGUGGCUUAAGGAAAUCAACGCCACCCCAGCACCUGUGGCGGUCGACAGUCGCCGCAGCGUCCACAGCAACGGCAGCCUGGUGAUCCGCACAAUCAAAGCAGAGGAUUCUGGGAACUACACUUGUACCGCUACCAACAGUUUUGGGUCUGACAAGAUCGUGCUCAACUUGCAAGUUCAGGUUCCUCCAGACCAGCCAAGACUCACCGUCACCAAGACAACCACCACAUCAAUAACCCUGUCCUGGAUCCCCGGAGACAACGGAGGCAGCUCCAUCCGAGGCUACAUCCUGCAGUACUCUGAGGACAACAGCGAGCAGUGGGGGAACUUUGCCAUCAGCCCCAGUGAGCGCUUGUAUCGACUGGAAAACCUCAAAUGUGGCACGUGGUACAAGUUCACCCUCACGGCCCAGAAUGCAGUGGGGCCUGGGCGCAUCAGCGAGAUCAUAGAGGCAAAGACCCAUGGGAAAGAGCCUCAGUAUUCUAAAGAACAGGAGCUCUUCACCAGCAUCAAUGCCACUCGGGUCAAACUCAAUCUGAAUGGCUGGAAUAAUGGCGGCUGUCCCAUCACCUCCUUCACCCUGGAGUACCGGCCCAUGGACUCCCCCACAUGGACCACUGCCCAGCGCACCUCCCUGACCAAGAGCUACAUCCUGUACGACCUGCAGGAGGCCACGUGGUACGAGCUGCAGAUGAAGGUGUACAACAGCGCCGGCUACGCAGAGAAGAGGCUCAAGUUUGCCACGCUCAGCUACGACGGCAGUACCAUAGCCCCUCUGGUGAAGGCUCCCAACGUUAGUACAGACCAGUCUGGAGGUGGAGAAGGGAUGAAGAUGAUGGUGACCAUCUCCUGCGUGUUGGUGGGCAUCGUGGUGAUCUUCAUCGGGCUGUUGGUGCUGAGGAGGAGGAGGAGAGAGCAGAGGCUCAAGAGGCUGAGAGACGCAAAGAGCUUGGCCGAAAUGCUGAUGAGCAAAAACACACGACCAGCAGAGCCAGUGAACAAGCAGCAGCAGACGCUCCGAAUGCACAUCGACAUCCCCAGGGCCCAGCUCCUCAUCGAGGAGAGGGACACCAUGGAGACUGUCGAUGACAGAUCCACCGUGUUACUGACUGACAAUGACUUUGGGGAGACCCAGAAGCAGAAGUCCUCCACAGUCACUCACACAGUGCACUACCAGUCUCUGUCCCAGGCCACAGGUCCUCUGGUCGACGUGUCCGACGCUAGGCCAGGAACCAACCCCACUGCCCGCCGCACGGCCAAAGCUGGUCCCGCCGCUCGAAACCGCUACGCGAGCCAGUGGACCCUGAACCGGCCGCACCCUCCUGUGUCCUCCCACACCCUGAGCACAGACUGGAGACUGCCCACGCCCAGAGUCGCCGGCUCUGUGGACAAAGAGAGCGACAGCUACAGCGUCAGCCCAUCUCAGGACACAGACCGCGCCAGGAGCAGCAUGGUGUCCACCGAGAGCGCGUCCUCCACGUACGAAGAGCUGGCCAGAGCCUACGAGCACGCCAAGAUGGAGGAGCAGCUGCGGCACGCCAAGUUCACCAUCACCGAGUGCUUCAUCUCCGACACCUCGUCAGAGCAGAUGACCGCGGGCACCAACGACUACACGGACAGUCUGACGUCCAGCACGCCCUCCGAGUCGGGCAUCUGCCGCUUCACCGCCUCGCCCCCCAAGCCCCAGGACGUGAGCCGUGUCAUGAACAUGGCCGUGCCCAAAGCCCACAGACCGGGGGGCGAGCUGGUUCACCUGCCUCCUUACCUGCGCAUGGACUUCCUGUUGAAUCGGGGCAUGACGUGCUCGGGUACGUCCAGAGCCACGUCCAGCACAGAGCGCGCGGCGAUGGGCCAGGCAUGUCUGGAGCCACAGAAGAGCCGCUCCCUGAAGCGGCCGUCCCGCAUGGCCCCGCCCACACCCUCAGAGGCCCCUCAGGCCAGCAGGGACGCUGCAGCCCAGUGGCAGCCCGGCUCCGCCGCCACACUGCCCCACAGAGAGGGCUCGGAGCUGGCUCAGGCCGCCAAGCUCAGCACGUCCCAGGAGUCACUGCUGGACUCCAGAGGACAUCUCAAACAGAACAGCAACCCCUACGCAAAGUCCUACACGCUGGUUUCCUCUGCUCUUGUGCUGCUCACUGCAGCCCCUUCACCACCAGAGGGCAGUGUUUCACCGCACCUGCCUGAUGGGGACAUGAUGCAGUCACCAGGCAGAUUUGACCAGCAGCAGAACAUAUGA